CGGGAUCUGGGUUCGAGUUACGACCGCAAAGCAUCUAUGGAUUGUUUGGAGGGACAGCCAGAGUCCAAACAAUAUGGCUGACAGUGUAAAUGUAGAUACUAAAAUAGUAAAACUAACAGAAAGUGACAUUCCUGGAGCGAAACUUCCAUGGGAUUCUGUUGAGAAAUGUAGUUGUGUUCAACUAAAGAGGUGGCUGCUUUGUAGAGGCGCAAAAACAACAGGAGUAAAGAAAGUUUUAGUCUCAAGAGUACAGGAUUACAUGAAACAUAGUCUUGACGUUAAAUACUUGCGUGAUCCAGACGGUGGUGUAAACCUGCUACGAAAGAAGGCAAAACUUGGCGUCCUUGACCACCAAGAACCAGAGAUCACGGAGACUUUCCCUAAAGAAGGAUUCGAAGCCGAUCUAAAGGGACUUCCAAAAAUAUCAUUUGGAACYGUGUGGAGAUUCAUGAUAGAGGGAGUAGAGUGCAAAAAGCAGCUCUCCACUGCAAAACCACUUGUAAAGGGCUUCAAUUUCUUCAAAUCUGGACAUGUCCUUUACAUUGGCCACUUACAUGAAAACGGCAAACACUUUAUCAAGAGUCAAGUUCUGCCAUCAAUGAAAAAAGACAAAGUCUACACAUGUUUUUUAGUUAUUAGCUCAUUUGGCAAGAUGCUGAGGGCACACUGCAGAUGCCCUGCUGGCAUAGAUGGCCGAUGCAACCAUGUUGCAUCAACACUGUUUGCACUGGAACAACAUYGUAAAGAAAGACAGAAGAUAACAGUAGUAGACACAGAUGAUUCUUGUACGUCUAAACCCUGUAAGUGGAAUGUCCCUCGAAAGAGAAAAGGCCCUGUACAGCCAAUAGCUAAAAUGAGUUUCGUGAAGCAUGAUUAUGCAAAAGAAAAAAAGAUACCCAAGCYUCAUCACUCCAAGGAAAAUUCAACCACAGAAAGUUGUCAAGAUGAAAAAACUGCAAAAAUGUUAGAAAUGAUGAAAGAGUAUCAAAAGCUAUCAGGGAAUAUUCUUGCCUGGACGCAUAUUCUGCCGCAAGAAGUAAAGAAGCCUGCCAUUUCACCAGUAAAAUGUCAUCCUGUUUCAGCUAGAGAGUKGAAAGAAAAAUUUGAUAAAGUUAAGAGAAAUCUUAUGGUUGAUGAUUUGAAAGUGAAAGAAAUUGAGAAACAAACUAGAGGUCAAUCGAACAUUGAUUUGUGGCAUCAUCACAGACAACCAAGGAUAACUGCUACGAAAUGUUACCGAGUAGCUGUACAGAGAGAGAGCACAUCUCCUACCAAGAUUAUCAGAGAUGUACUUGGUUACAAUAAAGGAUUCCAAAGUAAAUCAAUGGAGGAAGGAUUAAAGAUGGAAGACCAGAUUAUCRAUGAUUACAAGCUUUUCRAGCAAACUCAAGGAGCUGAAGGCAUCAAAAUCUCUAAGUGUGGUUUUUUUGUUUCAAAAGAUCAUUGCUUCCUUGGUGCAAGCCCUGAUGGUCUUGUAUAUGAUCCAUCAACUGAUGAUUCAGAAGGACUUAUAGAAGUAAAGUAUGUUCAGACAUCAAAAGAUGAAACACUAGAGAUGGCAUUAGUGCGCAAAGGCAUUUGUAAACAAAACAAUGACAUUGUAAGAUUAAAUGAGAGACAUAAAUAUUUUUACCAAGUACAACAGCAGAUGUUUGUGGCAAAGAGAAAAUGGACAGACUUUGUUGUAAAGGGUUCAAGCUGUAGUUCACUGUUUUGUGAAAGAGUGAAUUUCUCAAGGGAUCGCUGGGAAUCUAUUUUGCCCAGGCUAGAAUCAUUUUUUAACAACUGGAUUGUGCCAGAACUUGUAUACCCAAGAGUUAAAUUUGGAAUUUCUAAGUUGGAUGCUCGUUCACUUUAA
Molecule: messenger RNA, 1858 nt
Organism: Actinia tenebrosa (Australian red waratah sea anemone)
Lineage: Eukaryota; Metazoa; Cnidaria; Anthozoa; Actiniaria; Actiniidae
Source: RefSeq, a predicted model, not a curated record